Molecule: messenger RNA, 651 nt
Organism: Cooperia oncophora
Lineage: Eukaryota; Metazoa; Nematoda; Chromadorea; Rhabditida; Trichostrongylidae
Source: the annotation of a GenBank genome assembly
CUGUCCAGCACGUGUGUGUCCGCUGGCACAUCUUCGUCCACCCGGCGCUUUGCACUUCACUUUUCAGCACUACUCGUUCUUUCCUUCACCAGCUCUUUCAUCCCCUCCUUCUACCACAUGCACUGCUGCACGGGAUUGAUUACACUUUUUAUUGCCACCAACGUUGCGUUGGCUGCUUAUCAUAACCCUCGUUACGAUCAUUCCUACCAUUCAAAUGUAGCUGCAUAUCCUGUGAAAGCCUAUCAGACUUACUAUCCGUCAUCGCCGUCACAUCACUAUACCAAUCAGCCGACCCAUCACUACUGCAACAUUCCUCCAGAUCUCUGGUGUGACAGUCCUCAAGCUGCCCAACAAUGCGGGGUUCAACGGCAGUGCGACGCCUUACGAAUGCAUAAACGGAAACCCAUCAAAAUCACGCUCAUUUACGAAGCACUAUGUCCAUACUGCCAAAAGUUCAUCUCUAAUCAACUGGGAAGCAUGUAUCAGCAGUACAAGGAUCAUCUAGAGUUGGAAUUGGUACCCUGGGGCAAUUCACGAAUACUUAGAGUAAGUGGCCGAAUAAUUCGUGUUCGUACUUUCACUUUUGCACUCGACAAGUGUGACGAUCUUUCCGAUCCCACAGACGCGAUUUAUACCCCAUCGGACAGCUGA